AUGGAUGACAAGAUUUUCGGGGAUUUGAAGGACGACCGCAUGGCCAUGGGUUUCCGGAAAGCUUUGAACAAGAAAGAAGGCAUCCUGGCCAUCGGGGGCACCAGCGAGAUCUCUAGUGAAGGAACUCAGCACUCAAUCUCUGAGCAGGAGCGCUACGCCUUCGCCAACUACAUCAACUCUUCUCUGGCGGAAGAUCCUGACUGUAACCACGUCCUGCCCAUCGACCCCGAGACUGAAGCUCUGUUCAAAGCAGUGUCAGAUGGCGUCAUACUCUGUAAACUCAUCAACCUCUCUGUUGCUGACACCAUUGAUGAGAGAACCAUCAACAAGAAGAAACUCACAGCUUUCACCACACAGGAGAAUCUGAACCUGGCUUUGAAUUCCGCCUCGGCCAUCGGCUGCCAAGUAGUGAACAUCGGAGCUCAGGAUCUGAAGGAGGGGAAACCUCACCUGGUGCUCGGACUGCUCUGGCAGAUUAUCAAGAUCGGACUGUUCGCUGAUAUAGAGCUGAGCCGCAACGAAGCGAUAGCAGCGCUGUUGGAGGAAGGGGAGAGUCUGGAGGACUUGAUGAAGCUCAGUCCAGAGGAGCUGCUGCUGCGCUGGGCCAACUUCCACCUAAAGAAAGUCGGAAUGUCCAUAUCCAACUUUUCCGGAGAUAUUAAGGACUCCAAGGCGUACUUCCACCUGCUCGAGCAGAUUGCUCCAGACGGCACCAAAGAGGACGUUCCACGGAUUGAGAUCGACAUGAGUGGUGUUUAUGAGAAGGACCUCAGUAAGAGAGCGGAGUGUAUGCUGAAACAGGCCGACCGCCUCGGCUGCAGACAGUUUGUGACGGCAACUGAUGUUGUGAGCGGGAACUCAAAGCUCAACAUGGCCUUCGUAGCCACGCUCUUCAACAAACACCCGGCUCUCACCAAACCAGAGAACCAGGACUGGAAUCUGGAGGGUGAGACCAGAGAGGAGAGAACCUUCAGGAACUGGAUGAACUCUCUGGGAGUGAAUCCUCAUGUCCACCAUAUCUACGGGGAUCUGAUGGAUGCCAUGGUGAUCCUCCAGCUUUAUGAAAGGAUUAAGGUGCCAGUGGACUGGGACAGAGUCAACUUGCCUCCAUUCAAGGGAGUAGGAGGAGGACAUUUAAAGAAGAGGGAAAACUGUGCCUAUGCUGUGGAGCUGGGAAAGACAAAGGCUGGUUUUUCUCUGGUGGGAAUUGGAGGACAGGACCUGUACGAUGGAAAUACAACUCUCACUCUGGCUCUGGUGUGGCAGCUGAUGAGGAGGUACACGUUAAAUGUUCUGGAGGACCUGGGAGAAGGAGAAGUAGCAGGAGAUGAGUUGAUCAUUUCAUGGGUCAACAAGACGCUGGCUGAGGCCGGCAAGAGUUCCUCUAUCAAAAGCUUUAGGGAUAAAUCCAUCGGUACCAGCAUGCCGGUUCUGGAACUGAUCGAUGCCAUCCAGCCGUCCAGUGUGAACUUUGAACUGGUUCAAACAGGAAUUCUGUCAGAGGAAGACCAACUCAACAACGCCAAGUAUGCUGUUUCCAUGGCGAGGAAGAUUGGAGCUAAAGUGUACGCCCUGCCUGACGACCUGGUGGAGAUCAACCAGAAAAUGGUGAUGACCAUCUUUGCCUGCCUGAUGGGGCGAGGCAUGAAGAGGGCUUAAAGGACACACACACACACACACACACACACACACACACACACACACACACACACACACACACACACACACACACACACACACACACACACACACACACACACACACUGACAUGUUGCCUGUGUGACUGGAUUAGACAUGCAGAGAUGAGCUGUGUUGUUUAGUUUUUUUAAAGCGGUUAUUCUGCAUUAAGCCAAAAUAGAAGUAUCACUUUAGUCGUCUUUUCUGCAUUCCGUUGUCAAUAAUCAAUAAUGACACCUGUGUAUGUUAACACAAACAAUAAUGAUCAUGUUUGGGCUCCAAAGGACUUUCAAUUUUCAAAAUGGUUGUGGGAUUUUGCAGAAAAGUGAGACUUCUAGAACAGCUACCUGGUAAAUAUGAGUUUUUUUUAUGAUUCUCAGUUUUGCUUGAACUGAUUAGUAGUGCCACAUUAAAGGAGUACUGCUCAUAGUUAUGAACAUAAGUGUGAAUGUGUUUGUCUAGACUGGGUCUGCCCAGUGCAUUCUAGGAGGGCGUCCUGCCCCGCUAUGACCCUGUUGAGGGGUAAUCCUGUCCAUGAAAUAAAUGCAGACAUUAAGGUUUUUUUUGUUAUGCAAAGGCAGUGUCACAUGGGGAUUUUAAGACAAUAAUCAUUCAAUAAUUCAUUUUAUUUGUUUCUCCUAUUAAUGUUAUUUCUUAAACUGUACUGACAGGACUAACAUUUCCCCGGCUGCAUUGCCUUUAAUCUCCCCAUGUGUCACACCUCAUGAUCGUCCUGCUGUAUCUCCCAAUGUGCCAGCCAAACCACCAAAUGAGCAUUAAAUGUUCCUAAGCCAUAAAAUGAUAUUCUUUACUGAAUACCUUUUGGCCUGUUUUUUAUACUCCCAAAGCUGUGCAGGAUAAUAUGCACAGGAUAUAAGUGCAAUGUUUUCACACUGGAAGAUCUUUAACUCAGUAUAUUAUGAAACAACAAAUCUGGGGUAUUAAAUUGUUUAAAAAAAUGCAUAAGAACCCUUAAAAUUGCUUUAUUUGCACCUUCAAAAUUCCCUUAAAACACAACCCUAAAACAGUUGAUUUGAUAAUUAGUGAGAAUUUAUUUUCUACAUUGUGGACAUUGCAUUUCUAACUUGUCAAAGCUGCUACUGCUUAAUUCUCAAUACAACAGAAGACAUAACAGAAGAGAACCUCUACAUUUCCAUGAGCUGUUAAAACUGGUCCAUGUUUAAAAUGUCAGGGAACAUGUGUUUGUUGCUGACAAAUAUUGUUGUCCUAAUGUCGCGGGUGCAUUUGUGGAUAUGUUAAAAAGUGAUCCAGGUUUGAUGCUGCUGAUGUUCACAUUCUACUUUUGUUCAGUUUUUUCUUGUAUACAUUUUCGAUUGGCCCUCUGGAAAGCCACUGUUGGCAAAAAUGUUGCUUCACAUGAUAGCAAUACUUUUAAUACUCAGUGUGUUUGAACAGAUCGAUUAUGUUCAAUCAAAUAAUUGUUCCAUACAUGUUUGUCACUUUUUGUCUUGAGGGCGACUUGAUAAUUCAAUAUUAGAGUUAUAAUGGACUGUAGAUUUACUUCAAAGUAUACCAUCAUUAAAAAAUGUUUUUACAAUUUG
Messenger RNA from Notothenia coriiceps (black rockcod), 3239 nucleotides. RefSeq names its product plastin-3-like. Gene Ontology annotation, cellular component: actin filament; actin filament bundle; cytoplasm. NCBI's taxonomy places the organism in Eukaryota, Metazoa, Chordata, Actinopteri, Perciformes, Nototheniidae. The record is from RefSeq and is a predicted model, not a curated record. Gene Ontology annotation, biological process: actin filament network formation; actin filament bundle assembly. Gene Ontology annotation, molecular function: actin filament binding. The coding region runs from base 1 to 1659 and encodes 552 amino acids. The transcript is spliced from 14 exons.